Molecule: messenger RNA, 1635 nt
Organism: Entrophospora sp. SA101
Lineage: Eukaryota; Fungi; Glomeromycota; Glomeromycetes; Entrophosporales; Entrophosporaceae
Source: the annotation of a GenBank genome assembly
AUGGAUCGCCUGAUUAUGAGAAAAACUAUGGCAAGUGCAUCUACUUUGCUUACCACAAGUUUCAUAAAGAAUACUUCUGGAUUAAUGUUUUCUGGUAGCCACAAUUACAGACUAAUUCAAGUUAAUCAUAAAAAAUUUGCAUUAGUUAGAACAGAUCUACAAAUAAGAUCAUUUUCAGUAUAUUCAGUUCCAAGAUUUGUUUUUCAUGCAAUGCGAAUACCUGCAGCUGGUUUUACAUUAGGGGUUGGUGGUUUGACAUAUGCAAAUUAUAAAUUUAAUGGUAAGUCAAAUAUAUUUUAUGAACAAAAUGAAAAUUCUGAAAUACUUGGAUCUCUAACGAAUGGUGUAAAGUCUGCAAUAGGAUCAAUUGGUGGAUUAACAAAUAUGAAUGUUGGAAUAGAAAUACCCGGUUUUGUAAAAAAUAUGUUUUCUAAAAAUCCAACUCAAUCAAAAUCAUCGUCAAAUUCAUUCAAGGCUGAUUCAGAUAGACCAAAGUUUAUCAAAAAGGAGGAUGAAGGCGAUUCAGAAUCAUCUAGUGGUGGUAAUAGUGAAAAAGAUAAUGAUGAGAAUGAUGGUGAAGAUUCUGGAGCACAUAAAAAUAAACGUGGUAUUCCAGCACAAGAUGAUGAAUUCAUGGUGCUUACAAAAAAAUUGAUAGAAGUUCGUAAUAUUUUAAUGAGCAUUGAUCAUAAAGAGGCAUUAAAAUUACCAAGUAUUGUAGUAAUUGGUAGUCAAAGCUCUGGUAAAAGUUCUGUAUUAGAAGCAAUUGUUGGUCAUGAAUUUUUGCCAAAAGGAUCAAAUAUGGUCACUCGGAGACCAAUUGAGCUAACAUUAAUACAUACGUCUAAAUCUAAAGAAGAAUAUGGUGAAUUUCCUCAACUUGGAUUAGGAAAAAUACAUGAUUUUUUACAUAUACAACAAACAUUACGUGAUCUUAAUUUGGCAGUACCAGAGUCUGAAUGUGUUUCCAACAAACCAAUUGAACUUCGUAUCUAUUCACCCAAUGUUCCUGACUUGACUUUAAUAGAUUUACCUGGUUACAUUCAAGUCACAAAUAAAAACCAACCUGAAACUUUAAAAGAAAAAAUUGUUGAAUUAUGCCAUAAAGAUUGUUUACAUAAACCUGGCUAUAUAUGCGAAGCAAAUAAUUUAACAAGUGAUAUUUUUGAUAAUGUUUCAGCUGCUGUAACUACACUUUAUAAGCAGUUGUUUCCUUCUUCUGAAACAAAAUUCUCAGGACCUCUUAUCAUAGGACAUGAUAAACCAGAAAUUAAUAAUCAAUUGUUAACAGAUGUAAUAUUUUGUCCAUUUAAUUGCAUGUACAAUAAAUUCACAAUAUUUAUUUAUGGAAUUGGUGUGUCCUCAGAUGAUGGAAUGUGUAAUGUAGGUCCAGGAUUUAAGUCUUCUUUUGUUUGUGUAAUAGGGUUUGAGAAAAAGAAGACAUUAUUUGUACAAGAGAUAAAUUAUAAAAACUCCAUUGUAAAAAUUUAUCAAGAUCAUAAAUUGAUGUCUACACAUGUUGGUAGUAACCCAAAUGAUGUGUGGGAAAAGUACCUAAAUGCUUGCCUGAAGAAUGGAAUAUUGCUAGCAAAAUGGAACAUUUAUGGAAUUAUCACUUACGAAAAUGUACAUUAG